Tachyglossus aculeatus (Australian echidna) is the source of this 5541-nucleotide messenger RNA. RefSeq names its product ubiquitin carboxyl-terminal hydrolase 22. Gene Ontology annotation, biological process: protein deubiquitination. NCBI's taxonomy places the organism in Eukaryota, Metazoa, Chordata, Mammalia, Monotremata, Tachyglossidae. Gene Ontology annotation, molecular function: zinc ion binding; cysteine-type deubiquitinase activity. Bases 32 to 1426 code for a protein of 464 amino acids. The record is from RefSeq and is a predicted model, not a curated record. The transcript has 13 exons.
AGACCUUUUGUAUGGGGGUAUAUACUGCUUUAUGUGUCAGGAUUACAUAUACGACAAAGACAUGGAACAAAUUGCCAAAGAAGAACAACGGAAAGCUUGGAAAUUACAAGCCUUCACCCCAACAGUGGUUUCUCACCACCAGUGUACAAUGACAGGCAUUGGAGAGAAGUAUUCAACUUGGGAGCCAACCAAACGAGAGUUAGAACUGCUACGACACAAUCCCAAGCGGAGGAAAAUAACCACAAACUGCACCAUAGGUCUUCGAGGGCUAAUCAAUCUUGGGAACACGUGUUUUAUGAACUGUAUUGUCCAGGCACUUACCCACACUCCACUACUGCGAGAUUUCUUCCUCUCUGAUAGGCACAAAUGUGAAAUGCAAAGCCCCAGCUCAUGUCUGGUCUGUGAAAUGUCUACACUUUUUCAGGAGUUUUACUCUGGGCACCGAUCUCCUCACAUUCCAUAUAGGUUAUUGCACCUGGUAUGGACGCACGCACGACAUUUAGCAGGGUACGAGCAACAGGAUGCACACGAGUUCCUCAUUGCUGCAUUAGAUGUGCUUCACAGACAUUGCAAAGUUGAUAUUGCAAAGCAUCAGGACAAUGUAAGGAAUAAAACUGCCAACGUUGUUUUGGCGUCAAUGAUGCCAUCAGCAGUACAGGGGAAACCCAGGAUCAUGAACUUAGCAGGUGACGAUAAUGGGAAAAAGGCCAACAACCCCAACCACUGUAACUGCAUCAUAGACCAAAUCUUUACAGGUGGACUGCAGUCUGAUGUUACCUGUCAAGUCUGCCAUGGCGUUUCCACGACCAUAGACCCGUUCUGGGACAUCAGUCUAGACUUGCCCGGCUCUUCGACUCCAUUCUGGCCGCUGAGCCCCGGGAGCGAUGGCAGUGUGGUGAACGGGGAAAGCCACGUUUCAGGAACCACCACACUCACAGACUGCUUACGAAGGUUUACGAGGCCGGAGCAUUUAGGAAGCAGUGCCAAAAUCAAAUGUAGUGGUUGCCAUAGCUACCAGGAAUCUACCAAACAACUCACUAUGAAGAAAUUACCUAUUGUGGCCUGUUUUCAUCUCAAACGGUUUGAACACUCAGCCAAACUGAGGCGAAAGAUCACUACGUAUGUCUCCUUUCCCUUGGAGCUGGAUAUGACCCCGUUUAUGGCCUCCAGUAAAGAGAGCAGAAUGAAUGGACAGUACCAGCAGCCAACGGAUAGUCUCAACAAUGAUAAUAAGUAUUCCUUGUUUGCAGUUGUGAAUCACCAAGGAACCUUGGAAAGCGGGCACUAUACCAGCUUCAUCCGGCAACACAAGGACCAGUGGUUCAAAUGUGACGACGCCAUCAUCACCAAGGCUAGCAUUAAGGAUGUCCUAGACAGUGAAGGAUAUUUACUGUUCUAUCACAAACAGUUCCUGGAGUAUGAGUAGCCUUAUUCAACAGCUCAUCUGAAAAACGAAAGGAAUAAAACAAGCACGCCUUCUGAAACGACACACAAACCUACCUGAAAUGAAAAAAAAAAAAUCCAUUAAAUAACAACUAGCACUGAGCUGUGACAGGACCUACUUGACAGUGGCUCAUGGGCCUGGCGGAGUAAGAAAUGAACAAUGUUCAACGUUCACCGGGUCUCAAAAGGACAGAAAUAUCGGGGGGAAGAGAGACUCCCAUGGUCACUUAAAGGAGGAAAACUAAAUGAAAGGAAUGUUCUGGGUGGGGAAACAGGAGCAGAGGAAUCCUGACACUGGUACAUCUCCUUUGUUCCUCAGAUGUGUGGGAAGGCAGGGGGUGUAUCGUCAUCUCCAUUAAGCAUCUUCUCCAUUGGUGCUUCAGCUCCAACUGACCAAUCAUUUACCAGUUGUUAAGUUAAAAAAAAAAAGUAAAAAAAAAAAUCCAAGCCCAUUUUUUUUUUAUGCAUAUGGGUCUGAAAGCAGUAAAGUGGAGGAGGCAGGAAUUACACAACCGAAAAGGACUUUGCAAGUAUCUUUUUAUUUGUGAAUUUUAGUUAUUAAAUAAAUACAGUAUGAAACGAUUAGGCUGUGUUUUUUCAACAACCAUAAAGGAAAACCUGGAUUGUGGAACUGAAGCUAGUGACCCAGGUUUCUCUCCAAGCAUGUCUGCUUCCCAGGUAACAGUAUGACACCGGACUGCUCGUUCAAGCCUCGGCACAGAUCCUUUUCUGUUGAGCCCUUUUUGUUUUGUUUUGUUAUCUCUGAAGGUAUAUAUAUAUAUUUUUUUUGUAUUCCCCUUUUUCGACAGAGUGAAUUUCACAAACGCAGUCGUCGCUAAAGCAAAUGAGUUGGAGUGUUUAUACGGCAAAAGCAGUCUCUAUUUUUCUUUUUCUUUUUUUUUUAAAAAAAUCUCGUGAACAAGCCUUCGUUUCUCACAGUUACUAUUUUUGUUGCUUCCCUCCCCCUCCCGAUCUUUCAAGAGAUGCAGUGUUUGAGAAACCUGGGCUUUGAAAAUAUGCCAUCUGUCUGCUGGUUAAGGCUGGUUGGUGCAGUGCAGAAGGGUAAUCUGCAGCUAUUGAACUCUCCUGCAUUACAACAGGCUUUUAAGUAAACAAUGCAUUUUCCUUGUCUGUGAUGCGUUAUUGGCCCCUUCUCCCCUGUUCACAUUUUCCUCCAGUGUCUUGAGUACCACCCUCCCUUCACUUCUUAGCAGCCGGUGAAGCCAAAUCAAUUUUGCUUUGUCACAAGUGCAUUUCUUUCCUCACCCUCCACCCUUUCACUCUGAAAGAGCAGUCCAUUCGGCUGUCUAGACUCUGACUGGAACUCCAAAUUGUUACACAUAUUUGCUUCCCUGGAGGCAGUGCCGUAGAUCGAAUUGCAGUUUCCGUGGCAGGGAUAUUGUCCAGCCCUUUAGAAUUCCGAGCAAAAGAACAGCUUGGGGUUUUUUUCGCCAUCUAGAAUUUUCAAUUGUUUCAUCACAGUUGAAACCAGAGAGUUUCUUUCAGCAGGACUGCACCAAAUAUGUCAUCUGCCCAGCCUACAAUCUCCCUUUCGAUUGUAGCAAGGGGGGGAAAAAAAAAUCAGCCUUUCAGGGAGGGUGGAGGAUUAGUGAAGAAAGCAACUUGUUUGCAAAGCAAAGCAGGGAUUACUUGAGAAAAGGGUUAGUUCAAUCUUUGGAACCGAGAGAACCUGCAUGGGACUCUGCCUGCCCAAUCCGGAAUGUGUUUGUCUCUCUCUGCAGAACAGCUACAUGUCUCGUCCCGGGGACUGAGGGGGGAGGUCGGGGGCGGUGUGGUUUCACUGUUUCUAAAAUGAACGUCUCUCAAGCCGCGUUCGUCGUGGGAGCCUAGUCUACCUCGGAACAGGCCCGCCUGCGAUCCCGAAGGUGACUAAGACCCGUCAUCUCAGCCAGUUGAUCCGGAGUUCGGUAACAGCCGCGGAAGGUGAAAGGAAAGCUAGAAGACUAACUGAAACAGCCGUCAAACUCACGGGAAGAAGAAGCGUCGGCUCCUGGACUUACUGGCACAGGGGUGGGUCUGGCCAGAUUCCUUCCAGAUAAGCAGAUUUUUAAUGUUUACCUGUUUUCCUUUCUCUCUCCCUUUAUCCAAAUUCAACACACUUUGCACUUAUAUGCCUAAAGAUCACCAAUCCAUGCAUGUUUCAAAGUGACAAACAUUAUUGUUUGCAAGAACAACACUAUAUAUGUGUAUAUAGAUAUAUACGUCAGAACUGUUAAGAUGGGCACAGCUUCUGAAUGAUGUUCCCGUCAGUCAGGGUUGUGUGUGUGUGUUUGUGUGAGUGAGUGUGAGCGAGAGAGAGAAAGACACGCAAUGCUUUGAGGGUUUGGGGGUUUUUUUUGGGUUUUUUUCUGCUGCCUUUAAUAAUGCAACAAGUCUGCAGUGGGAGAGGAGGACUGGCUUGGCUUACUCCCCAGGGUUUUCUAAUGCAGUUCUGGUCACUAUUUUUUUCACUGGAGUAGUCUGCCACCCUGAGGCUACCUUGCCUUACCGAGUGGAGUCUUCAGCGUGCUAGAUGUGCAAAGAUGCAUCUCACUGACGUCCUUUUUACGUCAGGCAAUUCAAUGCUGACUUGACUCACCCCAGGAUUAAGAAGAGCGUAACGUGCUCAGUUAGUGAAAAAUCCCAAGUGGCCAGAGCAUCAGGAAGACAGAGCCAACCCUGUAAUCUCCCUUUCGUCCCGGGCCCUCUCGGUCUCCCUGCCUCAUCCGUCCUUCCUGCACCAUUCUUCGUUCCUUCCUUUUCAUGCAUACAGGCAGCAGGGGCAACUACUGCACUAAAACUUAAGGAAGAGUUGGUGAGAGCCAAUGGAUCUGCACUGAUAUUUUUUUUUAAAAAAAGACUUGAUUAAUAAAGUGUUUUUUGGAUAAAGAUUCACCUUUUCCUUGCUCAGUUGUCACCUACUCAUGACAUUGGUAUUGCAAGCACUUUGAUAGAUGGAUUGAAAGGUUUUCAGUUUUCACUGAAGCAUCUGUAACUACCUACCUCUAUAUCUGCUGCUGCUGAAAAAUUCUCCUAUAACUUUUUGUGACAUUAGGCAGUGGAUCACAACAGUGCGUUUGGGGAAACUACCUUCCUGCUCUCGCCAAAAUUGGAAGAAUACUGCUGUCUCAAAAUAACUUCUGCUGCGUCAGGUCACAACCCCUGUCGAUGCCGAAAGCAGUGGGUCCUUCACUGAUAUUCUGACAUUCAUCCAUCUUAAAAAAAUUAAAAAAAAAGAAACAAACUAUAGACUAGACAAUUUACCAAAUUGGGAGCUGUGCAUCUCCUAGUCCUUAUUCCAACCGUCAGAAUCGAAAGAACUGUUUCCCUACCUCCCGAUAAUUACACUCCUGUGUACGCGUUCAAACUGUAGCAAAGUGCAUCUUAUCACCAAGUAACUGACCACACGUGACACCGUAAUGUGUUGACAAAAUCGAUUGUUGAAACUGAUGUAUUUCUGAGACUAUAAUUGCUGUCACUUUGAUCACUUACCGAGAAAUGAGUGGAAUUUUUUUUUUCUCUUCCAAGUGUUGAAAAUGUGUGUGUUUGGGGAAACGUGGUGAUGUGUUGGGAGAGUGACUCGCAGAUGCACCUUUUUCUAAAACGGGGGAGCGGGGCUGACCACUUUCCUUUCUCAGUGGUCGGUAAAUUGUACGCGGAGUUGUUAACGCUGAGUCGGUUUCCUCCGGGCAGAGAAGGAAGCGGCGGCGACUGCGUCCGAUGCUUCUAGGUCUUGUCUCCUCUCCGGCCGGGUCUUCGGGAGCGCUUUCGUCGGAUCGUCCGUCCCAGCUGCAUUGGUACAGAGGAUGUCGGAUGCGCUUGCUCUAACUUACCCCAGAGCUAUGAUAUCGUGUUUCUUUCUUCAUUGUGUAAAGACUGUUCUUUUGACAAUUCAGGUCACCGUUCUGUUCAAUGCAACUUAAGAGAAAAUUGUUUUGAAUGAAUUUUUCAUUGAGGGGGAGUGGAGGGAAAGGGGAUUUUAUUACCGAGAUGUUUACACCUUUCAUUGCCUAUCAUUUUAUUUGAGGAGCUGCUCAACUCCUGCCUGACAUCUUGUAGUCUUUAAGAUUCCCACAAUAAAGCCUACAUUCUAUUCUG